This is a messenger RNA of Sporisorium graminicola, 2283 nucleotides long. RefSeq lists its product as uncharacterized. The coding region runs from base 1 to 2283 and encodes 760 amino acids. Lineage: Eukaryota; Fungi; Basidiomycota; Ustilaginomycetes; Ustilaginales; Ustilaginaceae. The record is from RefSeq and is a predicted model, not a curated record. The transcript has a single exon.
AUGGGCCAAGGCUCAAGCACAUUCGUCGAUCACGCAGCUGCGACGGUCGACAUCCCUGGCAAGGGCACACUCGUCGGUCGAGUUGCCACGGACAACACUACCGGCCAGUUCAAGUCGCAACGCUAUGCUGGCAUUCCUUAUGCUCGACCACCCCUCGGACCUCUCCGUUGGAAGCGACCACAACCACUCCCAGACUCCUUCCGAUACGAUGCUGACGGCAAGUCGUACCGUCAAUUUGCCAGUCAAAGCCCCCAAUCGACCAACUACGCACUCACUAACGGCGUCACUCGGCCCGACGCGCCAGUCAUCCCGCAAAGCGAAGACUGCCUCUACCUCAACGUCUGGUGCCCUGUGCAGUCUGAUGGCUCUCGGACAGCGGACAAACUUCCGGUGCUCUUCUUCAUUCACGGCGGCUGGCUUCAGAUCGGCAAUGCGCACCUCGCUCCCGGCACCGAUCCCAGCGACCUGCUGCACAAGGCCGGCCUCGAUGCCAUCGUCGUCACCACAGCCUACCGCCUCAACGCAUUUGGAUUUUUCGCUCACGACGCACUCCGCCACGAGGACCCGGACCACCUCACGGGCAACUACGGCUUCUGGGACCAAAGAGCAGCGCUCGAAUGGGUCUAUCGCAACAUUGAGCAUUUCGGCGGCGACCCGGGUAACAUCACUGUCAGCGGUCUAUCUGCAGGCGCACACAGCACACACUCACAGCUCAUGCACGAAUUCGAUCUCUCGACGCGCGACGCUUCGUACACCCCGAUCAUCCGCCGCAUCUUUCUGCAGUCCAACGCGGCCAUCUGGCCGUCCAAAACGGUCUCGGAAACACGCGGCCAGCUGGACGAGCUGUGCGCAUUGCUUGGCGUACCAGCGCACUUGAGUGAAGCGGACAAGAUCGCGCGGUUGAGGGACGUGGAUGGUCUGGCGCUGGUGCGUGUGCUGGCAAAAAUGGACAUGCAUACGUUCAGGGCGACGCGCGAUACGCAGCCAGGUGCGUUUGUCCGGCCGGACUGGACGAGCGCGAUGAUGGAUGGCAGGCUGGCGCAGUGGUGCCAGAAACACGAUGUGCGCUUCGUGAUCGGCGAGUGCGACGAUGAAGCGUGGGUGUAUCGGUAUAUCAACACUCCGGUGGACAAGCGGUCGCUGGUGCGGCAGGUGAAUAACUAUUAUACGCUGUCAUUGGUAGAGAAGAUGCUGCCUUUCUAUGGGGUCGACGUUGGAGAGACAGCACGAAGUGGGCAACACUCAUCAGCUAAGAGCAAAGGCAGCAACGGUGACGUUCAAGAACCCGCUGGAGAACCCUCGCUGUACUCGACACUGGGCGUCAAGCCGUCGGCUACACCCGCCGAUAUUCGAGCCGCCUACCUUGCCCAAGUGCGCCUGCACCACCCCGACAAGCUACAACAGCAAGGCGGCACCAACCAGCCAGCAGCGCCAGUCGACGCUUCAAGCCUCGCCGACACUCUCCCACAAUCCGACGAGCUCAUCCGCCAGCUCAACCACGCCUACAAGACGCUCAGCGAUGAUUCACAACGGAUACAGUACGACGCGUCGCUAGCAGCGGCCGCUUCUCGCGGGUCUUCCGCUGGCACCACGCCACGCAUAGCCGCUACGGUGGAUUUCGAGUCGUUCCAGCUCGUCGAGGCAGGCGAGGGCGCGUCGUGUAUGAUGUUCACCUAUGCCUGCAGGUGCGGGAAUGCGUAUGCGAUCUCGGAGGAGCAGGUGCAUGAGCGGGUGGACGUGGUCAGUUGCGGCGGGUGUUCGGAGAACAUCCGCAUCAAGUACGAUGAUGACGCGGAGGAAGAGGAGGCACACCGCGAGUGGACGGCGGACGAGAUCGGCCAGAUCUUUGGGCGCGUGUGCUCAGAUUCGCAGGUGUACAUCGCCGAGCGGAUGCUCGUUCGCGACCUGAUCGACGGCGGUUUGGCUCCAGACCGCAUCCUGAGAUACCGCAUCAACUAUCGCGCUCACAUCUUUGACCGUGCUCUGCCCUCCUACAAAGGCGUCAGCCACUCGUUCGACGAUUCGCUCUGGUGGUUCACUGGAUUGCAGUCGGGGCAUGAGGAGAUGCUGGUGAAGCAGUGGUUGGCGCCAUGGAAGGCGUUUGUUCACGGUCGAGGCGCGAGUGAAGAGUGGUACGCGCGCAAAGAGCCGGACGGGUCGCUCCUUCGGGUUCUCAGGGAAGACGGAUCGGUGAGCGUUGAGAGCGACGCAAGGUGGGAGGAGAAGAAGGAAUUGAUAGAGGCGAUGGUGAAGGUGAGGAAGGAGUUGGUGGAAAAGUGGUGA